Messenger RNA from Trichobilharzia regenti, 373 nucleotides. The record is from the annotation of a GenBank genome assembly. NCBI's taxonomy places the organism in Eukaryota, Metazoa, Platyhelminthes, Trematoda, Strigeidida, Schistosomatidae.
CAAGGUGUAGCCUUGAAGAUUCAGUUAAUAAAGCGGUAGUUCGAAAGUCGGUUCGUCCACGAUGCAAAACGAAGCUGGAGAAUUCGUUGAUAUUUACAUCCCGAGACGCUGUGCUGUCACCAACAGACUAAUUGGUGCGAAAGAUCACGCUUCAAUCCAAAUACAGUUUGUUGAUUUGGAUCCUACAACCGGGAGAAUGACCACAGGUAUUAAGUCCUACGACAUAUCGGGGUCUAUACGUUCUAUGGGUGAAGUCGAUGAUUGCAUUAAUAGACUGGCAGUUAGAGACGGCAUGCUACCACCAAACUUCUGCGAAAGGACUUACUUGUAACGUAAUGGAUAAUACUUUCGAAUAAAUUAUCUUUCUAAUGGA